AUGCCUUCUCACAUCCCCCAUUACAUGCUUCCCACCAUCUCAUCCCAGACUUCUGCAAGGGCCGCCACCCGAGCAGUCGUCGCCCCCGUGUCUGCUAAUGUGCGUUCCAAGCAGAUUACAGGUCCUGUCAAAGCCCUCCCCCCCAGGCCAGCCCCUCGUCCUACCUCGUCCGCCCUUCCUGCCGUUGCUAGCAAGUCAACUUUCUCGGCUCGCCAGAAAGCUCUGAAGCCCGUCGCCCCUCGUCCAUCCGCCCUUACCGCCGCCGAUCGUAACCGUCUCAAGCACCUGGCCCCGGCCGUGCAGGAAGAACUGGCAAAGGCUCGUGAAGUCCACUGCGGAGAAAUCCGUAAGGCUUGCGAGUAUCGUGUUGCCCACGAGUCGGAUGAUGAGAGUGAGUGCACCGUUUGGGACAUUGCUGACCUUGUCAUGCGUAGUUUCGACUCCGAGUAUGACACUGUCAUCAUUCGUGGUCCCGGCGAGCUUGAAGACGAACGGAUUGCAGAUGCCGAGUCUCUUUCCUUUGUCGAGGUGAGUCCGUCCAUGCUUGGUGACUUUGCUGACUACCCCUACUCUUCCGUUCCUUCCCCUCCUCUUUCGCAGCAGGUCGAAGACGACUUGGUCGUCGCUCUUGAAGAGCUUAAUCUAGAUGAGGUGCGUCUGAUGGGCUUAGGCUCUGAUUCUCUUUUCUCUCCUCUCCAUUCCUCCUUCCUCUCCCGUCAUCCUUCCUUCCUCUUCCUCGAAGACAGUUGAGCUCUCUCUCUGUCCCGUAUCGCU
Molecule: messenger RNA, 774 nt
Organism: Aureobasidium pullulans EXF-150
Lineage: Eukaryota; Fungi; Ascomycota; Dothideomycetes; Dothideales; Saccotheciaceae
Exons: 2
Coding region: 1-750 (249 amino acids)
Source: RefSeq, a predicted model, not a curated record